GGAGAAUUGCCGCCUGAAUUUUUUCUUGUCCUUCAUGGCGAAAGAUGUUAUCCGCAGGCUCCACUCGUCAACAAAUAUUUACUGCAGUUCAAUCCAAUACAAAGCACCAGUAUGCUCUUGAAAAAUAUAGCCAACGCUUAACCGCUGAGCUACAGGAAAUUGAUAAACUUUUGGCAGCAGCAGACGUCGGCGACUCCGACAGCGAACAACCUGGUGAUGUAGAAAUACAGGGUGCUUCACGCGCCACUGGUCCUAUCCCAGAGCAUGAGUUUUUGAACCCCGUUUCACCAUUCUUCAGCGAAGCCAUCAAGCGGUCCAGAUAUUGCAAAUCUACGGUCACUCAUGCUAUGAGGCCUAAGGAAUUAGAUACCCUUACGGAUGCGGUUACAGCUGAAUUCCGACGUCUGAGGGUUCUGGAGGGUCAAGGAAGUACGUCCAGUGCCAUAGAUCUCACAACUAAUACCGAUAGACUAAACUGGAAGACAAUUGCUGAGAAGGUCUCUGAUGCAUCGUAUUUUCUUCGCAGCGACCGCGAAUGCAAAACCAAAUGGCUUGGGUAUCAGCGCCCGGGAAUAUGUCAUGAUGAUUGGACUUUGGACGAACUGAAGAAGUUGAAAGAAAUCGUCGCGGAAAAGGAAAAAGAUGAGGAGUAUGAAUUGGAUUGGGUAGAUGUCGCUCAGGAAUUAGGUACUAACCGUACGCCAAUAGAUUGUAUGCGCCACGGGUUCAAGAGAGUGAAUCAUACAUGGGCCCCAGAAGCUGAUAGAAAGCUGUUCGAAGCUGUUCAAGUGUAUGGAAUUGAAAAUUGGGCUCUCGUGGCCAUCCAUGUCUCGCCGAAUGUUACCUCCGUUCAAUGUCAGAUGCGGUACAAUCGCUCUCUUGAUCCAUUGUUGAAUAAAUCUCCUUGGAGCAGUGCUGAGGACGAACGGUUGAAUGAAAUUGUCAGUGUGCUGGGAUCAUCUAGCUGGCCUGAUGUUGCGAGGCACAUACCUGGUCGAACAAACGAGAUGUGUAGAGAGAGGUAUUUAGAAAGAAUCAAAGCUAAGGGUCAAAUCAAUAAGGGCAAAGCCAAGGCGAAAGCGGAGGAUGAUGAUGGAAACUCAGUACAAGAGACGGAGGGAGAUGAACGGAGGGAGGCCAUUGCGAGGUCCGAAUGGACGAAGGAAGAAGAUGAAGAGUUGGUUCGGAUGGUAGGAGAAAUGGGAAACAAGUGGCAGAAAAUUAGUGCAGCCACGGGUGGGGUCCACACCAAUGUUCAAUGUCGCAUCAGGUACAAGAAGCUCAAGAAUGGUACUCUAUCAACCGAUACCAAUCGCAGCUCCCAUUCUGUUUCCAUUACAAAUGACCAGCCGUCUAAACCAUCUGCGCCUCCGCUACCUGAUCUUAGUCCUAACGCGUAUUUGAGCCUUGCGCCUUCUGGAUCCAGGCAUGCCCUCAGUUUCAUUACAAGUGAUUCUCAUCCUCCGAUUUUACAACUUGCGCCAACUUCCAUUGCGCAAUCAUCUACCUCCCCGAACGUUUCUAUAGCGCAACCUUCAGAAUCUUCCCUGGCAUUGGCUAAACCGAGACCCAAGCCAAAAUCAAAGGCAAAGACGAAUGUACCACCUCAAUCGAUGACCUCUCAUACCAAUACCACACACAAUUCGCACGAUAACGAACAACAACCUUUCUCUUCCAAUUCUGCUGUUGUUACAAGUUCUGUGAUAUCAUCGUCUGCUACCGCUGUGAGCUCUGCAUUCUCCUUCUCUUGAUAAUGCAAUUGAAUCUCAAUCCUUCUAGCCUCCCCGUCCGGCACGAAAACGCCCAUCUCAUCGACGUGCCGCUGUACUGUCCACAGAAAAUUUAGAGACCUUGCAACCAACAAGGGGUGUUACUUCUGUACUAAGUCAAGCUCAGAUAAGAGGAUGGGAAGCAGAAGGUCAUAGCAGU
Messenger RNA from Lentinula edodes (shiitake mushroom), 1929 nucleotides. RefSeq lists its product as uncharacterized. The coding region runs from base 45 to 1751 and encodes 568 amino acids. Lineage: Eukaryota; Fungi; Basidiomycota; Agaricomycetes; Agaricales; Omphalotaceae. The record is from RefSeq and is a predicted model, not a curated record. The transcript has 9 exons.